AGCCUUGGUGUGGUGCUUCACCGAGUGCUAGGAUUCCAGCCGACCUUAGAUAUAUUUCUAUAUCUCUUUCUGUUCUGUAAAGUGGAAGUGCAAUGAACUGACAUGAUUACGGGACCGGAGGCCAGGCAAACGCACAGGUUGUUGGACCUAAAAAAGCAGCAAUGGGCCAAGGAGAGAGAGGAAAUAGCACGCAUGGAUGAGAUGUACCAUCACCAGCACACCUCGCACCACAAGAUCGAGCGCACCUCCAUUCGCACCUACUACUCCAACUUGGAUCUCAGUUCGACCUCCAAUCAGACUUCCAGUCACUCGAGACGGGCGAAUCAGGGUCCCGACAUGCAGUUGAUCCUCCGCCAGCCGGAGUUUCGGCAGGGCAGCCAGGCCUACAUGAACCAGCUGGAGCGGUAUAUCGACGAUCUGGACGUGGAUGCCGAUGCGGAUUUCGAGGACGAGGACGAGUCGAUGUAUCGCCGGACGAGGAGAGGCAGCUAUGCACCCGGAAUGACUUCCCGGCAGCUGCAGAAUCCCGCUCGCUAUGCCGAACUGGUGCCCACAUCCCUGCAAACGGCCAAGGGAAGGAUGCAGAAUUCGCGACAGGAGGCACAGCAGCAGUUAAAGUUGCAACAUCAGCAACUUUUGCUGCAACAGCAGCAGCAGCAGCAACAGCAGCGCCUGCGGAGUCCCAGUUUGCCAGCCAUUCGGCAGAGGGUGAGGCACCAGGAAAAGACGGGGAAACCAACUGACAUUGAUCCCGGCAACGGUGCUCAGGCACAGGCACAUCGAUUAAACAAUGCCCCAGGAGGCGCAGGGGGAGGCGGAGUUGCUCCUGGUUGCCAGGAGGAGGACACUUCCGGCUAUCUGAGCGAUACGCCCAAGAAUCCCCACACCCCGGACAUUUGGUUCAACGACGGUGCGAGCCAAAUCGAGAGCAUUAGUGGAAUGGGCAGUGCCAGUGUCCUGGACGGCGGAAGUGUGGGCGCCGUGGGAGGGGGCGUGGCCGGGUGCCGACGCCUCCGCCGAUCGAUACAGGCGGGCACGACCACGGCUGCACCGAUUCCUGCACCCAUUUCCAUGCCCCUUCCCUCCCCCCACCCACAUCGUCAGCCACCACCCCCGCGGGAAAAUCCGCUGGGCAAGGUGUACACCAUCAAGGGACGACGUGUGCCAGGGCAGGGAUACGAACCCCUCGCCGCCGACGGAUACAUGGCCGAUGGAUACUCUUAUAUGCCAGCACCGCCCAGCUCCUCCAACAUGAGCAUGUGUCGCGACGUCUCCACCUCGAACACCUAUCAGGUGCACAUCGGAAACCCGGAGCAGAGCGACUUCUAUGUCCACGAGCAGCACGAAAGGGAGCGUGCUCGCUGGGCCAACUUCAAUGGGGGAUUGGGUCAUCAGGCCUCCCAGCAGCCGCCAGGAUGGCUCAGUCGCGGCAUGCACGACUUGAAGGACAGCGAGGACGAUGUCCAGUCCAUGCAGUCCUCCUCCACCUACUUGAGGGGUCAGAAUGCACCGCUGGAUGCCCACACGCUGGCCGAGCGAAUGGACAAGAGACGCAAGGCGGCCGAGUAUCACAAUGCCAUCAAGAAGCAGCUCCACGAGCGGGAAUUGAUCCGGAAGUGGGAACUGGAGCGCCAUCGGCAGGAGGAGCAGAUCGAGGAGGAGCGCAUUCGCCGGCAGAAGCAAUUGGAGCAAGAGCGUCUGGAGUUCGAGCGAAGGACACUGGUGGAACGCGAGGAGGCGCAGCAGAAGAAGCAGCAAGCGAUGCUGGAUGCCAUACAAAAGGCUGAGGUGGCGGCCAAGUUGGAGAAGCAAAUGAAGCGAAUGGUUCGCCAGCCAUCGAAGGUAUCCCAGGAAACAGAGGAGGACGAGACCGAGCUGCUCAGAGUUCAGUCCGUGGAGGAGGACGAGGAAGAGGAUGUGGAAACUAAACCAUUAGCCCAGGAAAAAGUAGAGGUACUAGAAGAAUCCAAUACACCAAGGGCUGCACCACCGGUGAUCACAGAAGAAAAGGUCCUGAUAGGCACACCCAUCAACCUGCGACGCACCAUCACGAAGCCCAUUAAACCACCCAAGGAUGCGCAAAAAGAGGAAGCAAAAGGAUCCAAACAGACCUCUUUCCUGGGCGAGGACAAGGAGAACAUGGCUCUGCUGAUGCAACCGGCUACUCUGAUUCCCCUGCCGGUUACCAGCGAUAUUUUCGGACUCCAAAAUGCCAUCGGUAACCUCCAGAUAGCCACUUACUUUAUGCAGCAACAGCAACCCAUGCAGAAGGCACCUCAAUCUCCCAGCUGUUACUCAAAGGCCACGAUGACCCAUCGCACGGAUACCUCGAUCUACACGGAGGAUGGCUAUCAGGCGGAGAAGGAGGAGGAGGACCCACUGGCGACAGGGAGAUCGGGAACAGUCUGUUUCUCCCCGGACUCCCUGGAGGUGGAUGUGGCUCCCGUUUCGGUGCCCGAACAGGAUAAACUAGCACUGAUUCCCCUCAAGACGCCGCUGCAACUGGGGAAUCUCGGCGGUUCCGAUGAGAGGGAUGACGCACUGGGUCACCAGGCGGAUGUGGAGACCCAAACGGAGUUGCCCCUCAACUGCGAUCUCUGCCUGUUCCACGACAACUUCUACAAGGUGCUGCUCAAGCGGGAGGUCUCCACCACCACCACCACUCAGACAUCCAAGUCGCAGACCCAACCCGCCAAGGAAUCCGCUGCUGAAAAGGAUCACGAGACCACAACAACCACGACCACCACCACAACGACCACUUUCAAGGCCAAGAGCAAGGAUAAGGACAAAGAAAAGAGUCUGAAGAAGAACUUGGGCAAGGAUAAGGACGCCAACAAGAUGGACGAUCGACCCAAGUGGGGCGUCAAUCGACCGGUGGUCCAGUAUGUUAAGGCCAGCGAUCGGGAUCCAUUCUGCCUGCGCAAGAAGAAGAACCACCCGAGCACGGCCAAACCACCAAGAUCUCUAUCGAUGGACUCGCGUCUGGAUACUGUGGCCACUUUGCCCGAGGAUCGGCUGAUGAACAUCGCCGGAGGACCUCCCUCGGCAGCCGGUGAACAGGAAGAGGAGGGCUUCCUCCUCAAGGCCCGCAAUGUCUGCACCGAGAUCCUGCCCAUUAAAACCGACGACAAGGGUCGCAUUUUCCUCAACUUUCGCGAGGCCAGCGCCAUUAUGAACGAGGACGAGAUCAAGGACAAGCUGCGCCAGAAGUACUUCAAUUUCGGCAGGAUCCUUCCGCGCCGCAGUUGGGCCUCGGCCACCCAGCACGCUCUGCCCUUCAGUGGGGUCACCACGGCUCCUCCUCAGGGAGUGGGAGGGGGAGUGGGUGACUUGGCGGACGAUUGAGGUCACUUAAAGGUCACCAUUCAACUACUCAACGACCAGGAAUCUUUUACCAUGCAUUAACUCAUAACUAGAACGACUGUAAACCAUUUAUGUAAAACCUUUAAAUAUAUCAAUUUGUAU
Messenger RNA from Drosophila takahashii, 3465 nucleotides. RefSeq lists its product as uncharacterized. Gene Ontology annotation, molecular function: microtubule binding. Gene Ontology annotation, biological process: cilium assembly. The record is from RefSeq and is a predicted model, not a curated record. Lineage: Eukaryota; Metazoa; Arthropoda; Insecta; Diptera; Drosophilidae. Gene Ontology annotation, cellular component: microtubule; cilium.